Messenger RNA from Tachysurus fulvidraco (yellow catfish), 2141 nucleotides. It is a transcript of the gene eif4h, whose product is annotated as eukaryotic translation initiation factor 4h. NCBI's taxonomy places the organism in Eukaryota, Metazoa, Chordata, Actinopteri, Siluriformes, Bagridae. Bases 97 to 858 code for a protein of 253 amino acids. Gene Ontology annotation, molecular function: RNA binding. The record is from RefSeq and is a predicted model, not a curated record. The transcript has 7 exons.
AAUAAUGUAGGCAUUUAAUGAGACAGCUAACAGUCACAGUGGUAUAUUGAAGGCCCCCCUCUAGCAGACUGCUUUCUCUGGACAGCAAAUACGGACAUGGCGGAUUACGAUACCUUCGAUGACCGGGCUUAUGGUAGCUUUGGUGGUGGACGAGGACCUCGAGGUGCAGGCGGUCCAAGCGGACCACGCAAGCAGAAGGAGCUCCCAACAGAGCCUCCGUACACAGCAUACGUCGGCAACCUGCCUUUCAACACAGUACAAGGAGACAUAGACGCCAUCUUCAGAGACCUCAGCGUGAGGAGUGUGCGACUAGUCCGAGACAAAGAGACCGACAAGUUUAAAGGUUUCUGUUAUGUCGAGUUUGAUGACUUGGAAUCUCUAAAAGAGGCAUUGACGUAUGAUGGAGCUCUGCUUGGAGACCGAUCACUGAGGGUGGACAUUGCCGAGGGACGGAGACAAGAGCGAGGAAGUGGAUUCGGCUUCCGAAAAGACGACAGAGGCCGCGGUGGCUCACGGGGGCCCAGAGGAGGGGGACGAGACUCCAGAGAAGACUUCGACCAAUCAGGAGGAGGGUUUAGAGAUGAUGACUUCAUGGGUGGGCGGAGUCGCGGAGGCAGUCGUCCUGGCGAAAGACGGGGCGGCGGCGGUGGUGGAAUGAGCCGCUACAGAGACGGACCACCACGUGGAGGCUCAACAGACUUCAGAGAACCCUCUGAUGAGGAAAGAGCACAGAGACCAAGGCUACAGUUGAAGCCUCGCACAGUCUCCGAACCCCUGAACCAAGUGGCCAACCCAAAUUCGGCCAUCUUUGGGGGUGCCAAACCCAGGGAGGAGGUAAUAUCCAAAGAAAAACACUAAAGAGACUGCAGCCUCCCUCAGUAUGCUGAGCUGGAUGGAUAGUUGGAGGGAGGGAUUGGGAGGGAGCACCGGGGAGAGCAAAUUGCAGGACCAGGACAUACAACCAGACAUGACACACAACACACACAAAAAAGUAUCAUCAUGACAACAGAAAUAUGUUAAGCCUUGGUCACCAUUCCUAAUAAUUGAGAUGAUAAUUCCUCCUUCUUCAGAAUCCAAUUUAAUUUGAAUAUAUUUAUUCAUGAAGGAAAAAUCUGAUUAAAACAUACACUUUUAUGACACAGUUGCACACACACACAAGCAUACACAAACGAGCAGCUUGUGAAUGCCUGUCAAACUAAAAAAAUCAUUUUUACAUCCACCCCUGCUUCCCUGUAAAUAGUGCCUGCUCUGUACUGUAGUUUGUCUGGGGAAAGCUCAUUCAUAUUGUGGUGUAAAAAGGGUUUGAUUUAUAGCUGCUCUCUUAAAUUAAAACCAAACUGUUUUAAAAAAAUAAUAAUAAUAAUAAUAAAUAAAAAUUCUUUUAAGUCAAACGCUAAUAAACUCCCCCAUCACAGUUCUGUACAGUUGUAAAAUGCAGUUUGGGUGUGGAUGUAAUUUGGGGAAGCCUCUUACCUAACGGGAGGUUAUAGAUACAUGUAACUUGUGCUUUUCAGUAGAUUUUUGUGCCGGUGAUGCAGGUUACUCCGUCAAUGGCUAUUUCUCCUGCCUUGCCUUCAUUCUCCUUGUUUUUUGUUUUUUUUUGUUUGUUUUUUGUGUUUUUUCUUCAAUGUCACCCCUGGAAACAUUGUAGAUUUGAUGUUUUCAGAGAAGGCACAAGCAGUUUUAUGUCCUGCAUGGUCGGUGCACCAGCGCUCACUUGUUAGUGGAGAUCCCUCCAGUAAAAGAAGAAAAUAUAUUAUAUCUGAAUGCACAUUGGGCUGCUUGGAUGGUGCUCUCCUAGCCCCGGUUGUGUUUAAUGGGAAAUUGGCUCAUUUCAACUAUGUGGUAGAAUUGUACAAGCAGUGUUCAGUUUUGGGGUGAAUGUAAAAUAACUUUUAAUGAACAGAAUUGAAGUUUCUUUUAUUAGCUUACUGCAAUCUCCUGUUCACAUGGGGCUGAUUGUGUUAUUUGGUCACUGUGUUUAUCAAAAUAUUAGGUGUUACCUUUCAGCCUUUGUGAAACAGGCCCUUGUGAAAUCAUUGUUCUUAUUUUUUUUGUUUUGUUUUCUUGUUAAAGCAUUGAUAUAGCUGUGUGGCUGCAUUAUUCCGGAUGGCUAGACUGGAUCUACAGGCUUUGGUCAG